Messenger RNA from Cryptococcus amylolentus CBS 6039, 536 nucleotides. RefSeq lists its product as hypothetical. The coding region runs from base 74 to 310 and encodes 78 amino acids. NCBI's taxonomy places the organism in Eukaryota, Fungi, Basidiomycota, Tremellomycetes, Tremellales, Cryptococcaceae. The transcript is spliced from 2 exons. The record is from RefSeq and is a predicted model, not a curated record.
CCCCCCCCCACUCCAUCUAUCUCGUUAUCAGAUAAAGCUCCACAACCCACAACACAACACCUAUAUCCACACCAUGAGCUCUAUCACCCAGCCCAUCAACUUUCCCGCCCGCCCCUCCUUCUCUUCCUUUUCCUCUCCCUCUUCUCCCAGCUCUUCCCCAUCCCGCUCCAACUCGUACGACCUCUCCACCAGCCCGCGAGCCAGCACCUCUCCUGCGUCCCACCCCUGCCCCCACAUGAGCCAGCUCGUCCAAAGCCUGAAACAGGCCUGGGGCACAAAACAGGACAGCAGGCAGGAGAAGAGGUGGUAGAGCGUGAUGCUGUAGACAGGAUCGAGAGACGUUUCAUGUACAUAUAGGGGGAUUUAGAAACUGAAAAGAAGCCCAAACAAGAAAACACCACGUUGUACCACCACCCCAUCCAGCCAAGCGCAUACCUAUAAUGCCAUGUUUAUACCAUAUCGCAUUCCUCUCUUUCUCUCUCUCUUGUUCGAUUUAGAUGUUACAUACAAAACGAUGCAGUUGUUGUCGAGAUGCC